AUGUCCAGAGAAACCCCUAGACGGUCCGUUGACUCGGCAUCAUCUAGCUGCAAGAGGAGGAAGCGGCAAGGAGGGAAGAGCAAGGAUAGUGGAACAAGUGAUCCUUUUCUGGACAUGUUACAUGAAGUCCAAGGUGAUCUGAAGGGUGUGGCUAGUAAUGUUGGAAAAAUGGCAGAAGCAAUGGACCAUGAGGCUGCAAUUCAAGAGAAGGUGAUCAAUGAAAAUCCACAACAGAUUUUAAGGGAGAAGGCUGUAGCAGAGUUGCGCAAGCUGGGGUUUACUGGGACAGAACAAAUCAAAGAUGCUACAGUAUUUGUGAAAUCACCAGAUCAAAUGAGUAUGCUGCUAACCCUUGACCAGUCUUUGAGGAGGGAGUUCAUUCUAAACAUGCUUAACGAGGAGGAGACAAGGAAGCGGAUAGAAGGAGGAAGAUAA
Molecule: messenger RNA, 435 nt
Organism: Miscanthus lutarioriparius
Lineage: Eukaryota; Viridiplantae; Streptophyta; Magnoliopsida; Poales; Poaceae
Source: the annotation of a GenBank genome assembly